CAUGGUCAAAGUACCAAGGGCUAGAAUUAGAAACCCCGGCUGUCAGUAAAAUGUGUAGUGUACAGCGCCUACACCCAGGGUUGAGGCUUCGCCAGAUUGGCAAAGCCUCACACAAAAAAAGAAACAAAAAAAAAAGGGUUUGGCUUGGCGAACGUCUUGUUGACUAGCUCGACCAGGAGUUUCGUCCUGGACCUGCCUUUGAACAAUAUCCGUACACUACAUGAAAAGUCAGCCUCUAUUUCUUGAUAGGUAUAAGUAUGCUCGAUGUCAACGUCCUCCUGUAUUCGCUUUUUUUGUUAUUACUCCCAUCAUCAACACCAACAACGCCUUUACCACUGAUCUUCCUUUAUAACCAAACCCCCUUUUACAUCUCACCCAUUUCAAGCACCAAUCAAACUCUCUUUUCGUGAUUCGCCAACAGCGCAAAGCUUUGUAUAUCCAGACCAUCAAGAUGCGUGUCAAGAAUUGCGUCGUCUGGGCACUGAUGCUCGGCCCAGUCUUUGGCAAGCCCGUCCCCGUCCCGAUGCCUCCAGUAGACUCCAACAACGGUAACAACGUACAAGGAGGAGGCGGCGGCGGCUCGUCCGGGUUCACUUCCCAGAUGGGUCUGGCGCUGGGCGCUGCUGUCGUAGGCACUGCAUUAACUUGCGUUAACUAUAUCAGAGCAACCCGCGCCAUAACGCAAGCAACCUGGAAAGAAGUCUUCGAAAGAGAUAUCGGAACCCUGGAGAAAAGGAUCACCGAUAUCGAGUCCUACGAGAAGCAGCUGAACAAGGCAAGGACCGACAAGGACGGCUUUUCGUCUCAAUGGGUCAUUAACAUCAGGCAAGAGCUGUCGGUUCUGCAAGAAUCGCUCUCGAAAAGCCGAACGGCGAAUCCAAGCUCGAGCACUGCGCAGGCCCAAAGCUUUGAGGCGGGAUGUGGGGGGCUGGGGGGUAUCAAGACCAAGGUCGACACAAAGUACAACGAGGUUUCGAAGCUGCUGGAGGCAGCGCGCAAAAAGGAGCAGGAGGGAGCCACCACCAAGGCCGCCGGGACCCAAACCUCGGACAGCAGACGGAACUCCAUCUCUCAGAAGCCCCAGGGCACUGGCGGCAGGCGGAACUCGUUGAGCUCGGAGAACUCCAUAAACACGCAGAACCCGGUCAUGAGCGGGGCGCUCGGGGGAUGGCCAAGCAGCGGCGGCAACUCACCGACUUCCUCCCCGGCGAAGUCGCAGGAUGGGAUCCCCUUGACCGACCUGUCCAAAACCAAGGACACGAAGUCGACGGCGACGGGCUUGACCAGGCAGGGAUCCACGCGCGGACGGGUGGGGAGUGUGUCAACCGCCAGCACCGCCAGCACCGGCUCCGAAUUGGGCGGCAAGUUGACCCAGGCACCCGGGAAGACUGAUGCUGGCGCUUCUACCAGCGUCAGCCUGCCGGAUAGGUCGAAGACGCUUCAGAGGACGUCUACGUUCCAAUCGACGGGGAGUGGUAGCGCCUCGACGGCCAAGAAGGAUGCCUCCAAGAAAAAUCGUCGCAGUCUCAUCGCCAAACGUACACUUCCUCUCUAUUUCGAGAUUUAG
Pyricularia grisea is the source of this 1567-nucleotide messenger RNA. RefSeq lists its product as uncharacterized. The transcript is spliced from 3 exons. NCBI's taxonomy places the organism in Eukaryota, Fungi, Ascomycota, Sordariomycetes, Magnaporthales, Pyriculariaceae. Bases 452 to 1567 code for a protein of 371 amino acids. The record is from RefSeq and is a predicted model, not a curated record.